AUGGCAGAACAAGAGUAUCCACCCGAGCUGAGUGAGGAACGACUGACCUCCUUGGACUGGCAAGUGAAUCAUGGAUCUCUGUUGAAGCUUGUUCAGACAGAGACUGAACAUAGUGUUCUAUCUCAACCAGUGGGUGUCAGCGUAAGUAAUCUGGUUCAUUACCCCGGGAUUAUUCUCACCUGCCGCCAGUGUUUUCCAACCAAGUUUCCCCGGGCGCACUUUCAACAAGCGCUGGAUAUCCAGAAAAUUUACAAUAAAUUAUACUGUGCCGUUGCCGAGGAUGAGGAGUACCUUCAUAAUGCCAUCAAAGACCUCCUUCCGGUCGAACCCCUAGCGAAUGCGCUUUGGGGAAUCUAUAACAGGGCGAAGAAGGCCGGAUCGGUCCAGGACAUCUCCGCAGGCAUUUUUCGAUCGGACUAUAUGCUCCAUGUGGAUGAUCCGAGCGACUCUCUUGAUCCGCUGUCAAACACGACUCUCAAACAGGUCGAGUUCAACUCUUUUUCUUGCGCUGGCGCUACCCACGCAAACAAGGUAGGGGACAUGCACCGAUACCUGACCCGCCGUGGGGUUUACAAUGUCGACGAAACCCCGCUUGAUCUGGCAUCGCUGCCGAUCAACAAGAAUGUUGAGUCUCUAGUGUCGUGCCUCACUUUGGCACAUGAUACCUAUGGACCACCAAGGUCCAAUGUGGCAAAGGAGACAGCCGUGCUAUUUCUUGUACAGCCAACGAAUUUCAACAUCGCAGACGAGAGGCCAAUCGAAUAUGGACUAUGGAACCGGGAUAAACCUGUGCCCGCUUACCGGCUAGAAUUUGGACCCGAUGUUCUUCAACAUACACUACUGACUGAAUCACGUGAGUUGCUUUUUCAACCGCCAUGGUUGGAGUCAGCCGAUCCCAUGGAAAUAUCAGUGGUCUAUUUGCGUGCUGGGUAUGAGGCAUGGGAGUACGAUCAAACGGGCUUGGAUGCCCGUCUCCGGUUGGAAAAAUCCACUGCAAUCAAAUGCCCCUCUCUUCUGGGUCAUAUCACGACUUUCAAGAAGAUCCAGCAAGCAUUGACCCAACCUGGAGCUCUCGAGCGAUUCCUUACGGAUCCUGAAGCUGCCACAAUUCGCGAGACCUUUGUCCCAGUCUAUCCUCUGGAUGAAUCAAAGGAGGGUCUCCAUGCACGGGAUCUAGCGGGCAACCCUGACACGGCGGAAAAUUUCAUUUUGAAGCCGUCUCUUGAAGGGGGCGGUCACAAUGUCUAUGGGCAGGAUAUUCCCGGGUUUCUAGCCUCCAUCUCCGAGUCGCAGUGGUCCUCCUAUAUCUUGAUGGAGAGAAUCCAGCCACCAAUUCAGUCGAAUCUUCUCAUGGGCCCGGCGGGGAUUGAUGGUGGAGAAGUGGUCUCUGAGCUUGGAGUGUUGGGAACCUGCUUGUGGCGAAGAACCUCCGAGGGCCCCUGUGAAAUGCUUGACAGCUCAGUGGGUGGAUGGACGUUCAAGACGAAAUAUGCAGAUGUCGAUGAAAUGAGCGUUGUGAAAGGUUAUGGGUGCUUUGACACGCCCUACUUGGUCGCCUCUGCCGAGUUAGUAGGUCCGUAG
Molecule: messenger RNA, 1581 nt
Organism: Penicillium longicatenatum
Lineage: Eukaryota; Fungi; Ascomycota; Eurotiomycetes; Eurotiales; Aspergillaceae
Product: glutathione synthetase
Exons: 3
Coding region: 1-1581 (526 amino acids)
Biological process (GO): glutathione biosynthetic process
Cellular component (GO): cytosol
Molecular function (GO): glutathione synthase activity; glutathione binding; ATP binding
Source: RefSeq, a predicted model, not a curated record